AUGUCGGACUCUGAGCUGUCCCAGGGCACGCUGGUAUUCGGCCUCCACCUCUGGGAGCUCGUCGGCGUCGGUGUCGGUGCCGCAUUCGUGCUCCUCCUCGUCCUCCUCUCCCUGCUCUGCCUCCUCGCCUCCCGCCGCCGCCGCCGCCGCCGCGCCGUCCCGGCCACCCCCGUCCUCCACCUCCCCGUCGUCGUGCCCAAUGCCCAGCCCAAGCACCCCGCCAAGCCCCCCAAGGACAUCCAGGAGGUGCCCUCCCGUGGCACCGCGGCCCCCGCCGCCGCCCCGGCCAAGGCCCCGCUCGCCCAGGUGCUGCAGGCGCCGCCGCCGGACUCCAUCCAGAUCGAGACGGGGAAGGAGCACCGCAUCACGUUCCCGGAGCAGCCGCCGCCCCCGCACCACCAGCGGAGCGGGGGCCCGUCGUCUCGGGGCGCCAGCGGGGAGAGCCGUGGCGGUGGCGGGGAACCGGGGGUCCCGGAGGUCUCGCACCUGGGGUGGGGCCACUGGUACACGCUCAAGGAGCUCGAGGACGCCACGUGCAUGUUCGCCGACGAGAAGGUGAUCGGCGAGGGCGGCUACGGCAUAGUGUACCACGGCGUGCUCGAGGGUGGAGUGCAGGUCGCCGUCAAAAACUUGCUCAACAACAGGGGGCAGGCAGAGCGUGAAUUCAAGGUUGAGGUGGAAGCUAUCGGUCGGGUGCGACACAAGAACCUUGUGCGGUUGUUAGGAUAUUGCGCUGAAGGCAACCAAAGGAUGCUUGUGUAUGAGUAUGUUAAUAAUGGAAACUUGGAGCAAUGGCUCCAUGGUGAUGUUGGUCCUGUGAGCCCUCUUACAUGGGAUAUAAGAAUGAAGAUUAUUCUGGGAACAGCAAAAGGGUUAAUGUAUUUGCAUGAGGGACUUGAGCCAAAGGUGGUUCACCGUGAUGUCAAGUCGAGCAAUAUUCUUCUUGACAAGCAUUGGAAUGCAAAGCUUUCUGAUUUUGGGCUAGCGAAACUUUUGGGUUCUGAGAGGAGUUAUGUCACAACCAGGGUCAUGGGGACAUUUGGGUAUGUUGCGCCAGAGUAUGCGGGCACUGGCAUGUUGAAUGAAACUAGCGAUGUCUAUAGUUUUGGAAUUCUGAUCAUGGAAAUAAUAUCUGGCCGCGUACCUGUUGAUUACAACAGGCCGCCAGGGGAGAUUAAUCUUGUUGAGUGGCUGAAGACGAUGGUCAGCAACAGAAACUCUGAAGGGGUUUUGGAUCCUAAGAUGACUGAGAAGCCUACUUCUAGGGCAUUGAAGAAGGCUUUGCUAGUGGCUCUGCGGUGCGUAGAUCCUGAAGCUCGCAAGAGGCCAAAGAUUGGGCAUGUCAUCCACAUGCUUGAAGUUGAUGAUUUUCCGUACAGAGAUGAGCGUCGGGGUGGCAAAGCUCCAAUUCAAGCAAGAUCAGUGGAAACACCUGCAAGUGAACCUGGUGAUAGUAGUGGAAACAACACUCCAAAGGAUGCACCGAAGGGAGAACCUUUCAACUGGAGAAAUCAGGAAGACUAG
Molecule: messenger RNA, 1524 nt
Organism: Miscanthus lutarioriparius
Lineage: Eukaryota; Viridiplantae; Streptophyta; Magnoliopsida; Poales; Poaceae
Source: the annotation of a GenBank genome assembly